ACCGAUCGUUGCUGGCGAUCAGUGAAGCAAAGGGUGGCAAAAAUGCGGCAACGCAUUUGGAACCGUCCCACGAUGGUGCUGCUAGUGCUGACUGUGGUGAUCGGUGGCUGGUGUAAUGUGGUGCUUGGUAUCUACGAUCCGCGAACUGUACCACACAGCAGACAUCAUGUGCAUAUGAUGCCGGAGAUGCAUGGUGCGUACAGCCAGGUCCAUCACCAACGGGCACAACAAGAACCUUUUCCUCAGCAAUUCGUGCAAACGGAACACUACCAGUACGAGCAGCCACAGAAGCAACAACCCUCACUGAUAGGAUCACAGCAGCAUGGUCCUUCCGGUCCACAGUACCAGCCGGGUGUUCCACUCGCACCGUACCCAGCAGACGUCCAACGAUCGCCGGCUUAUGGACGCGCCCAAGCUUACACACAGCAACCCGCCCUAGUGCCUUUGGCUCCUCGCUUUUCUUAUGGCGAAGAAGAUCGAUUGAUCGCAGAAACCGCUCCGGCAAAGCUUGAGCGCCCAUCGGUUCACCCUCUGUUAAAAGACUUCAAUGGGCUGGAAUGUCCCGAAGGCAGAACUGGCCAUUUCCCAUACGUAAUGGAUUGCCGUCAGUUUUUGAGCUGCUGGAAAGGACGUGGCUUCAUCUUGAAUUGUGCACCAGGAACACUGUUCAAUCCGGACACACGCGAAUGUGAUCAUCCUUCAAAGGUGUCCUGUUUGCCGGUGCCAUCUUUGAACAGUGUCAAUGAGCCUGCUAUUCGGGCUCCACAGAAGCUGGCCGCUUAUACCGAUCAGAGACAGCAGCCACUUCAGGCGCAACCACAACGACAGUCAUCACCACAACAGGAAGAGCUUAGUUGCCCUCCGGGUGUGAUUGGACUUCGUCCACAUCCAACCGAUUGCCGGAAGUUUCUAAACUGUAACAAUGGUGCCCGGUUUGUGCAGGAAUGUGGCCCCGGUACAGCGUUCAAUCCACUCAUCCUAACCUGUGACCAUCUGCACAAUGUCGAUUGUGACAAAACGGAGAACGUAAUUGUAGAUUAUGAUCGUCCAUCGUCACCUGUCGCCCAGCGCCCAGCCUACUAUCAUCCAUCGCACAUUCCUGCUGGUUCACAACCAGUUCCUGCAAUCGUCAGCCCACAGAUUCCUACUCACCAAUACCAACAAUCGCCCCCCCCCGCAGGUCAGAAACCGCAACAACCAUCCUACUAUCCAUCGCAAGUUCCAGCUGGUUCACAACCAGCUCAGGGAAACUUUAGACCCCAGAUUCCUAGCCACCAACAAUCGCCCAAUCCAGGUCAGAAGCCGCUUCAUCCAGACGUGGAACAACUAAAUCCGCUGCCAACAGAACCUACUGUGGACGAAUAUGAAGAGAUCGAUGCCGAUCAGGAUGCGGUUUACGAUGGGUUCGAUCUCCGUUCCAACUUUGGAGCACCGGAGAUAGAUCGCCGCCAGCCGAAAGCUUCAAAACCGACACCAACCGAAAAGCCCUAUCCGAUCUACGUAAGACCUCCGACCAAGCAACCACAAUCGCUUCACCGCGAUGCGGAACUGGUGCAAAGCGUUCAGCGACCCGUGUACGUUGCGCCUUCGACUACGGCCCGCCCGCCUGGAACUCCUUAUCCGACGGUUCGUAAGGAAGAUAUCGACAUCCAGCAGCAUCUUGAUGCGCUUAAGCUUAUGCUGACACCGUACAUGAAGGAACACAAGCAGACCGUUCCGCUGAAUGCAACGAAGCUCAGCACCAUGAUGACUACAACGACGACAACGACGGAGGCACCACCGAUUGUGCAGGUUGUCGGACUUCCACAGCCUGUGCCACGGGACCCAAAUAACCGAUCCUCCUCCCCUGCAGCACCUUACGUCCUACCGACACCGGGUGAGGUGAAUGAGUUUUUCUACGGUGCAUCCGAACCGAUCCCGCUGGCUGCUUGGCCAUUGCCACCACCGUACAUCACCGAACCGGCCGAAGGUACCUACAACCGACAGCAUGCAUCAGCGCCUGAGUCCGUUGUGUAUCCCAUUUACCGUAGGACAACAACAACUAGCACGACAACCACCACUGCGAAACCGGCGCCAUCGAUUCGUAGCCGUUUCGGUGACAAUCGUCCCAAUCCAUGGCGACCGAUGAAUGUUCCGCAUGUAACGACAACGAAAACAACCACGCCACCAACCACCACAACCACACAGGAUCCUUGCUACGGAAAGUUCGUCUGCGGCAAUGGAGUUUGCAUCGAUGAGGCGGAAGUCUGUGAUGGACGCGACGGAUGUGGAAACCGUGCUGAUGAGCAGGUUUGCGAUCACAUCGGGUACGAACUGAAGCUAUCCAAGAAGGUGCAGGGUAGUGUGGAGGUGCGAGCCUUCGAUCGUUGGGGUUAUGUGUGUGAUGAUGGAUUCACGAUCGAGGCGGCCAAUGUGGUUUGCCGUGAGCUAGGAUUUGCUGGUGGUGCGAUCGAGAUAAAGUCCCACUCGUACUUCCCACCGAACGCUACUGAUCCGGAUGAGUCGCAGGAACAGGAUCAGGGACCAUUCUUCAUGAUGGAUGCUGUCCGCUGUCAGGGAAAUGAAACUUCGCUCCGUGACUGUACGUUUAACGGGUGGGGUGUGAGUGACUGUAAUCGGGAGGAGGUAGUUGGUGUCGUGUGCCGUACACCGGUCAUGUCCUGUCCGCAGGAUUAUUGGUUGUGUCACGCCUCGGAGGAGUGUGUCCCCGUACAGUUCCUGUGCGAUAAUGUUCGUGACUGUGCGGAUGGAUCGGAUGAAUCGCCAGACCAUUGUAAGGCGCCGCUGGAGGUUCGCUUGAUGGGUGGUCCGUCCGAUCGUGAGGGACGGGUGGAGAUCAACUAUCACGGCACUUGGGGGACGGUGUGUGAUGAUGAUUUUGGUGUGCGAGAGGCACGCGUAAUCUGCCGACAGCUAGGCUUUAAUGGAACGGCCGAAGUAAGGAAAAGUGUCUAUCCACCGGGGACGGGACAGAUCUGGCUCGAUCAGGUGGCAUGCAACGGUACGGAGGCAUCGAUUGAGGACUGUGUCCAUUGGCACUGGGGUGAACAUAAUUGUGGCCACACGGAGGAUGUGGGUGUGCGGUGUGGUGUUUAUGUGCCGACAAAGCCACGUGCAGCAAAGUUGAGAGCUACGAGACCGAAUCCAAGGUUCGAUUUUGUGGAACGAUCGCGCAAAAUUCAUCCGGACUCGUGUGGCCGCGUGUUGGUGGAUCCAACGCUUCGCAAACCAACGUACGGUGCGAGAGUUGUGCAUGGUUCGGAAACGGUCUAUGGACAUCAUCCGUGGCAGGCAUCGUUGCGCGUGAAGACGUUGCAUUGGUGUGGAGCGGUAUUGAUUACGCGUUAUCACGUACUGACGGCGGCACACUGUUUAAUCGGCUAUCCGAAGAGUACGUAUCGGGUGAGGAUAGGGGAUUAUCAUACGGCGGCGUACGAUAAAGCGGAACUGGACAUCUUCAUCGAGAACACGUACAUCCACGAGCAGUUCCGGGAGGGUCAUCAUAUGAGCAAUGACAUUGCGGUGGUUGUGCUGAAGACGCCGGUCCGGUUUAAUGAUUACGUGCAACCGAUCUGUCUACCGGAACGGGAUGCAGCGUACGAACCGGGCAAGAACUGUACGAUCUCUGGUUGGGGUGCAACCGAGGCCGGAUCGAAGGACUCAUCGUACGAUCUACGCGCUGGGACGGUUCCUCUACUUCCGGAUAGUGUGUGCCGAAGGCCAGAAGUGUACGGCGAUUCGCUGAUUGACGGUAUGUUUUGUGCCGGUACUCUAGAGCCCGGUGUCGACUCGUGUGAUGGUGAUUCUGGUGGUCCUUUGGUGUGUCCGAACGGGGAUGGACUUCAUACAUUAACCGGUAUUGUGUCGUGGGGAAAGCACUGUGGAUAUGCAAACAAACCGGGCGUCUACUUGAAGGUGGCACACUAUCGAGACUGGAUUGAGGCAAAGCUUAAUCAAUCACUCCAUCAGUAUGGUGUGUAA
Molecule: messenger RNA, 3981 nt
Organism: Anopheles maculipalpis
Lineage: Eukaryota; Metazoa; Arthropoda; Insecta; Diptera; Culicidae
Exons: 5
Coding region: 43-3981 (1312 amino acids)
Biological process (GO): proteolysis
Cellular component (GO): extracellular region; membrane
Molecular function (GO): protein binding; serine-type endopeptidase activity; chitin binding
Source: RefSeq, a predicted model, not a curated record